UGUUUGGGUAAGUUAAAAACCUAAGGUACUCUAUUAGAGACAAGUAGUAGCUUUCGUUCAACACAGCUCAACCAUCUAUAAGAACUAAAAACGGCACCCAGCUUUAAUAUAUUCAUGGUAAUAGAAACGGAUCUAUUUCACACAAUGGACUAUUUGGAAACUUCUCCUAAAUUAAAAGUAGCUUUCGUAGCUACAACCACUCUAUUGUUGUUCCUUACUAUAUAUGUGGCUUACCAAAAAUUAUUCCAUCCUCUGUCGAAGUAUCCUGGGCCAUUUCUCGCCUCUCUCACCAAUGGCUGGAAGGGUUAUUACAUCUACAAGCUAAACCUACACGAACAACUUCUCAAUGCGCAUAUCAAGUAUGGCCCCGUUAUAAGGGUUGGACCUAAUGACCUACAUUUCUGGAAUGCGGACGCCAUAUCGCCAAUUUACAAGUCGGGGAGACAGAUGGCUAAGACAGAGUUCUACGACGGCUUCACUGCGUUUAAGCCAAAUUUGUUUGGCGGCAGGGAUGAAGAUAUCCACGCCCUACGCCGACGACAACUAUCACAUGGAUUCUCGCAAGCUUCUAUAUGGAAGAUGGAGCCGUUGAUUGAUGGUCAGAUGAAGAUACUUAUUGAGAAGCUGAAAAGGUUAGCCCAGAACCAGGAAGUAUUCGAUUUCAAGCGCCUGAUCGGAUUUUAUGUAUUUGACAUCCUAGGCGAUGUUGCCUUUGGCCGUUCCUUCAAUACUCAAAUAAGCGAGAUGGCCCCUGAGAUCCCUGCCAUUAGCGACCAUAUCUUUCUCUCGAGUCUCCUCGGCACCUUUCCGUUUCGUUCUUUCUUCAAGAGUGUUAUUCCUAUGCUACCUAUUCCCCGUCUCCGUCAGUUAAUAGGGAGCAGAGGUAAACUUAAGGAGACCUGUGCCGACUGCGUGGAAACAAGGAGACAACAGUCAUCUACUAGCCGUUCGGAUCUAAUGCAGCAUCUGUUAGACGCUAAAGAUCCAGAAACCGGAGCCAAGCUGACAGACCCAGAGAUCAAUUCGGAGGCAUGGGCUAUGCUAAUUGCUGGAUCCCACUCGACCUCGGGGAGUCUAAGCCUCUUGUUCUGGCACUUGCUUCACGAUGAUCAGGUUUUGAAACAAGUCGAUAAAGAAAUCCGAGAUAUCCUUGGCGAUCUUCCAGAUGAUAAGAUUUCAUAUCCCAUCAAGGGUCUCGAGUCCUCACUCAAUUAUACUAGAGUCUGUAUCCAAGAGAGCUUUAGAAUAAGUCCCGUUUUCAGCAUGUGCUUAUGGCGACGCGUCCUCAACCCCGGAGGAGUUGAUAUAGAUGGCCAUCAUAUCCCGCAAAAUACUAAUGUAUCUAUUUCGAAUUACGCUCUACACCACAAUCCCAAGAUUUGGGGAGCGGAUAUAGAGGACUUUUCACCCGAGCGAUUCCUUGAGGCCGACGGAAAGUCGAUGGCGAGCAAUCUCCUCCAAUUCAGUAUCGGCCACCGUAUGUGCAUCGGCAAACAUCUAGCCAUGACGAAUAUUUGGAAGACGUUGACCACGUUAAUCAAUAAGUUUGAGUUUCAUCCUGUAUCCUCCGAACCACGCGUUGAGAUGGAAAGUUCGGGUAUCGGAGAGAUGAGAGGGCCAUUUCUCUGCACAGUGACAAUAAAGGGGCAUUGAGCUAUCGAUACGAUAGGGUACGUUCAACAAGACUGGAGCAUAUAUGGUAAAAUUAAGCA
Daldinia decipiens is the source of this 1712-nucleotide messenger RNA. RefSeq names its product putative cytochrome P450. NCBI's taxonomy places the organism in Eukaryota, Fungi, Ascomycota, Sordariomycetes, Xylariales, Hypoxylaceae. The transcript is spliced from 4 exons. The record is from RefSeq and is a predicted model, not a curated record. The coding region runs from base 115 to 1653 and encodes 512 amino acids. Gene Ontology annotation, molecular function: monooxygenase activity; heme binding; oxidoreductase activity, acting on paired donors, with incorporation or reduction of molecular oxygen.